This is a messenger RNA of Cyprinus carpio (common carp), 2111 nucleotides long. RefSeq names its product protein limb expression 1-like. The record is from RefSeq and is a predicted model, not a curated record. Gene Ontology annotation, biological process: autophagosome maturation. Gene Ontology annotation, cellular component: cytoplasm. Lineage: Eukaryota; Metazoa; Chordata; Actinopteri; Cypriniformes; Cyprinidae.
AGGGGCAUGCUGUGAAUGAAUGGAGAAGGGGGCUGCAUUCCUGGGCCGGGGCUUAGUUGACUCAGUUGAGUGGUAGUGUGCAACAGGCUGUGAGAGUGUGUAUGUGGUGAGAGUGUGCGUGAAUAUAAGGGAGUGCAGCGCAACAACCAACCUCACAGCUAAUUAGUUCAACCCUUGACAAAAGUUGGGCCAGCCAGUGAAGAGAACCCCUGGGGGCUCCACAUACUGCUCUGGAGGCUAGAGAGGAGAAGGCUAAUAGGGAUGGAGCUUAACUGAUGUUUUGAACUUCUCCGGAGCAUGUGAGAGCUGGAGACGGAGAAGGAGGAUUGCUGCGGGACGUGUGGGACUAGCAGUUGGAGAUCAUGUCUGGACCAGAUUCUGAUGAUGACAGAGCCUUCAAAGACUUGAAUGUUGUGGGAAUGCUUCACCAGUUUUGGGAGCAGAAGCAAAUGAAAAGCAUGAUGAUGGAGACAGAGAAUCUGGUAGUCUAUGAGUCCAUUCCCUCACCCGGCCCUCCCUACAUAUGCUACGUCACCUUACCAGGUGGCAGCUGCUUCGGAAAUUUGAAGUACUGCUACAGUAAAGCAGAGGCCAGACGUGAUGCAGCUCGUAUUGCUCUGAUGAACUCCACAUUUAAUGAGUUGCCCUGCCGCCGUAUCACUCCCGAGUUCAUAUCACGCAGCGUGAAGGAAGCCGUCAGCACCACUAGCGGUAACAUUGCAGAUGCAUCUGACCCCGGUACCAGCAUAGGAGCAUACUGUCUCAUGCUGGAGUUGAACACUGGGAAAACCAUGCUGGAAUUUCAGGAAAUUAUGACUGUUUUUCAACUUCUGCACUGGAAUGGCACUCUGAAGGCUUUUCGGGAGAUGAGAUGUAGCCGCCAGGAGGUGAUCCUCUACUACUCCCAGCAGCGUCUGGACGAGCGUACGCGCAGCCACAUGGCUCUGGACUGGUUACAGAAGGAGCAGGAAUCCCCCGGCCUGCUCUCCCAGGAGCUGCAGCUGGCCAUGAAGGAGCUGGGGGAGGCCCGGAGAAUCGGCAGGGAGCUCCGUUUCUAUAAAGAGAAGAAAGAAAUCCUGAGCUUAGCUCUCAGUCACGCUAAUGCUGAGGAUCUGGAGGAUUACCACAGUGAGGAGAUGUCCUGGAGAGAAGAGACUGAGUAUGAGUACUACGCUCAGGAGGGACACUGUCUGGAGGGGAGUAUGACCAAUACUUCAGAGCACUGUCAGUUUCACUCUCAGGAGAGUGAUGGAGAAUCCAUGGAGUGAGCUCUGUGAGACAAAAUGUAAUGCACAUACUGUUCUUUUUUUAUUUUUACAUUUUUUUUAAUCAUGUGGUAUCAAUAUAGCCUUUUCAGUCUUCUUUCAUACGCUCUUAAAAAUACAGGUUCCAAAAUGUGAUUUUCAAAGCGAAGGUAUAGAAGAACAACUUUGGGUUCCCCAAAGAAACUUUCAAUGAACAGUUGUUUAAGAAAACAUCUUUUCUUAUUGUGAAGAACGUUUUAAAAAUCUGAAGAACCUUUUUUUGACCGCAAAGAACCUUUUGUGCAAUGGAAAGUUUUAACACACGGAAUCACAGAUGCCAUUAAAGAACUGUUUUUUAGUCUAAUAUGAGAUAGGCUACUAUAUGUAGCCCAUAUUCUUCAUUUCCUGUGCAUUUUAACACAUAAAAAUGGCAAUAAAAUUGGUUGUAUCUAAAAAAAACAUGCUGAUGCUAGUUUUACAAAUAUUUAGAGAGUAAAUAUCUGCACGAUUACGUUUUUAUUUGUCGUCGGUUUGAUAUUCUUCUAGUCUGUCAGUAGAGGACGCUGUUUCUCUACUUUUGUAAAGAAGUGUCUGUCUUAAUUUAACAGGACAAAGCGCUAACAACACUGUCAUUAUUCAUUAUUCGUUGUCGUUCUUGACUGGAACUGUGAUUAGCUCUUUUUUUUUAUUCCAAACAAAUGCACACCUAAUCAGCUUCUAUUGAACAUUUGCUAAUUAAAAUCGUUCCUUUGUGGAAGUAAUUGUGAAUAAAUGUUGGAUAUGUUUGCAAUGUUUUGAUUAUAAUGGUAACCCUGACUAAUGUCCAUAAUAAUGGCUUUCUGUGUUGACUAGAAUGUAUAACAUGAU